Messenger RNA from Salvelinus fontinalis (brook trout), 563 nucleotides. Its product is annotated as protein CutA homolog. Gene Ontology annotation, molecular function: copper ion binding. Lineage: Eukaryota; Metazoa; Chordata; Actinopteri; Salmoniformes; Salmonidae. The record is from RefSeq and is a predicted model, not a curated record. Bases 91 to 561 code for a protein of 156 amino acids. Gene Ontology annotation, biological process: response to metal ion. The transcript has 7 exons.
CGGCAGAGCUUUAUCUUUGCGUUAGAGAGUGGCAACAGCACACAGUGAGUGCAUCGAAGCUGCGACUGUCUGGAGAGUGCUGCUUAGGCAAUGCGCUUUGGACUGCCUGCUACAGAAGGAUUGCAGGCUGGUGGACCUCUGAGGGCAUUCUUUGUGAUUGCGUUGCUUAGUGUGUUGAUGCUCACGCUGCUGAGGACUGUGGGAUUGAGAGCGUUCUCCAUGGCGUCCGAGACCUACAUGUCGGGCACACACUCCGCUGCCUUUGUCACCUGCCCCAACGAACAGGUGGCCAAAGAUCUGGCCAGAGGCAUCGUUGAGAAGAAGCUGGCUGCUUGUGUCAACAUCGUCCCCAAAAUCACAUCUGUAUAUGAAUGGCAGGGGAAGAUCCAGGAGGAUAGUGAAGUUUUGCUGAUGAUAAAGACCAGAAGCUCUAAGGUUGCGUCUCUGGCAGAAUAUGUUAGGUCCAAUCACCCGUAUGAAGUAGCAGAGGUCAUCAGCCUACCCAUAGAGCAGGGCAACCCACCCUACCUCAAGUGGCUCGGUGACGUUGUACCAGAAUGAUG